GGCGCCCGGGGAAGCCUGAGCCCGUGCCAGCCGCCGGCCAACGAUGCCCCGCUGCCCGCUGCACCUGACGGCCGCGGCCGCGCUCCUACUCGCGGUCCUCAGGCUGCAACAACCUUCCAGCGCAGCCCCGCUGAACGGAUCCAAGUGGAGCUAUUUCGGUCCUAAUGGAGAGAAGAGCUGGCCUAAGAAAUACCCUUCAUGUGGGGGUCUGCUGCAGUCUCCCAUAGACCUGCACAGUGACAUCCUUCAGUACAAUGCCAGCCUUGCGCCACUGCAACUCCAGGGCUACAACCUAUCUGCACAUGAGCAAUUCGUCCUGACCAAUGAUGGUCACUCAGUGAGGCUGAAUCUGCCCUCCAACCUGUAUCUCCAUGGCCUCCCAUUUCGCUACAGUGCCUCGCAGCUGCAUCUACAUUGGGGGAACCGCAACGACCCCCGCGGCUCUGAGCACACCGUCGCAGGGAAGCACUUUGCUGCUGAGCUACACAUUGUCUACUACAACUCAGACCUAUACUACAAUGCCAGCAUUGCCAGUGACAAGGCAGAAGGCCUCGCCGUCCUAGCUGUCCUCAUAGAGAUGGGCUCCUUCAAUCCAUCCUAUGAUCAGAUCUUCAGUUACCUACAAGGUGUAAAGUACAAAGGUCAAGAAAUGCUUGUCCCAGCCUUCAACAUUGAAGAACUGCUCCCUGAGAGGCCUGAUGAAUACUACCGCUACCAGGGGUCCCUGACGACACCUCCUUGCCACCCUUCAGUGCUCUGGACCAUCUUCCGGAAUCCUGUGCAAAUUUCCCAGGAGCAGCUGCUGGCUUUGGAGACAGCUCUGUACUGCACCCAUAUGGAUGACCCAUUACCCAGAGAAAUGGUCAACAAUUUCCGGCGGGUUCAGAAGUUCGAUGAGAGGCUGGUGUAUGUCUCCUUCCAGCAAGUGCAAGACCUCUCCUACACAGGACUGAGUGUGGGCAUCAUCCUAUCGGUGGCCCUAGCUGGCAUCCUCGGCAUCUGUGUUGUCCUGGCAGUGUCAAUCUGGCUUUUUCGAAGGAAAAAGAGUAGCAAAAAAGGUGGCCACAACAAAGGAGUCAUUUAUAAACCAGCCAUCAAGAAGGAAAGUGAGGUCCAUGCCUGAGGCCCUACUGUUCCCAGCAGUGUCCAAGGAAAAACUUGAAAGAACAUUUCUUUGAAUCUGACCCAACAUGCCUCCAUGGACACUUGAUGUGUGAACCAAGUUUUCAGGGGAAAUUUUUGAUACACUCAGGGGCCUCUAGUUGGGUGUAGCCCCCAUUCUGUUCUGAGGUCACAGUUAUCACCAGUGUGAUCUGCAGAAGGAAGAAACUUGACUCAAGAGGUAGCAGUCUUACCCCUCUGCUUCCUGAGGUUAUUAAAUGCUAUGGAUUCUGGGGUCACACAUGAAAUUUCCUGAUGCAGGCUGUGAAGGCUAGAAAACAAGAAGAAUUUCCAGAACACGUAAAACCAUCUUUAGGUGAACCCCUGGAAAUUCUGCUUCUUUCACAGCUUUCAAAAGAGAAUGUACACUCUAUGCUUGGGGGUUCUUCUGAAACUUAGUCUCUUUCCUUGUGGAAGGGAUAGUCAUCACCCUCUCAUUUCUUUCUGCUAUGAUGAUAUCUUUAUUAUGACUUAAACUGCUCUCUGGUCAGGGUCUGCUCUGACCAGAAUCCUUCUGCAGAGCAGGAAGGACUGCUCUUCUCAGGGACAUGGUUACAGAGAUGAAAACAAGAGCCACACUUUGACUUGUACUAGAGAUAUUUCUAAAGUCCCAUACUUUGGAUGAGACGCACCAAACACAACUUCAAGAGUGAAUGCAACAUUCUUGGAUUUCCUUUUGGAAUGAUAUGGGAAUUGUAAGUUAUUUGCUAGAAGCACAGACUAUCCUAGGACCUUUACAACAUUGGUGGAGAAGUUAUAUUGUGUUUUAGGUUUUAUAAUCAAGCCAUUCCUUGGGAGUGCUUCUCUCCUUGAGAAGUUGUGUGUUCUGAGGUAUCCCAGUGUCUUUGAAAUAUGAAAGAAAGAAGUGGUAUGAUGAUAAUUUGUUUUUUGGGCUCAGCUUCUAUUCUUGUCCUCUUGGCCAUAUCCCUGCUAUCUCCUGCUAAGUGGGGGAAUUCUAUGUGCUUUACUGAGAAGAUGCCUCCACCUCUAAACAUAUGGCUAUUCCUUAUGUUUCAAAGAGAUUUCUGACUCCCUAGCUCAUUCUGACAGCACGAAUGUCCUCUUGAAACAUUGGUUUCUUUAUACUAUCUUUUUCCCUUUUUCUCUCUGACUCUUAUUUUCACUGUUUUCCAUCAUCAUAGUUUUAUGAUUGUUACAACCCUCUACCUUUAAGGACCCUUGCCAUAAGGUCCCAUGUGACUGAAGGGGAUGAGGUCUCUAUGUGUAGCUUGGGCCAAGGUUCUCCCUAGGAUAGCUUUUAUCCAUCAUGCCAUAGAUUGAUCAUACAACAGCAGUCACAACAUUAAGAGUGAAUUCAAGAUGACUUCUAAGAAACCAUCAUAGACUUCUCCACUGCAACCUGAUUUUAUUUCAGGAACUUUUGGCAUCUUUUCUGGGCCCAU
Molecule: messenger RNA, 2564 nt
Organism: Suncus etruscus (white-toothed pygmy shrew)
Lineage: Eukaryota; Metazoa; Chordata; Mammalia; Eulipotyphla; Soricidae
Gene: CA12
Product: carbonic anhydrase 12
Exons: 11
Coding region: 44-1123 (359 amino acids)
Cellular component (GO): plasma membrane
Molecular function (GO): carbonate dehydratase activity; zinc ion binding
Source: RefSeq, a predicted model, not a curated record